This is a messenger RNA of Sphaerodactylus townsendi, 1752 nucleotides long. RefSeq names its product basic proline-rich protein-like. The record is from RefSeq and is a predicted model, not a curated record. Bases 1 to 852 code for a protein of 283 amino acids. The transcript is spliced from 3 exons. Lineage: Eukaryota; Metazoa; Chordata; Lepidosauria; Squamata; Sphaerodactylidae.
AUGAACCCGUCCCCCAAAUUCCAAGGGGAGGGAGGGGCAGAAGCCACCCUAAUAAUUCUUCAUCAAGAUCCAUUUUCGACUCUUUUACCCGGCCGAGAUAUUAGGUUCACCCCCCGGCCCUAUCAACAAUUCCAUGUUUCGUUUUUUCGUAAUAACGACCUGCCCGGAGAAAAGCCCAUCAGCCCGGAUGGCGAGCCAGGAAACAGCCCCUCGCGGGAGCCCCCUCGCCCGUGGGCCCCCCCGCCCCGAGGAGACCGUCCUGGCCCGUUGGGCAGCUCCCUCGACGGGACGGGGCUCAACAGGCGGGCGCCCUCCGGGCCCACCGAGGCAAACGGGUCGCCGUCCCCUUCUUCCGGCCCAGCUGCCCUCCGGCGUCCCUCCAGGAACAGGCGGGCUGCCCCCCACGACGGCGGGGCUCGCUUGGCUGGCGCGAGGUUUCUGGGGCCCGUCGGCUCUGCCCUUCCGGGCCCUCGGCUGCUGGGGGCGGGGGUCGAGCCCCCUUUCCCCUGCCCCCCUUUCCCCUGCCCCCCCUCCGGGCAGGGUCAGCCUGGCGGUGCCCUCCUCCCCGUCGAGGCGGCCGGUGCGACGUCGGGGCUGCCCUGUGAGGCCGGCAUGGCGGCGGCGGCGGCGGCGGCCCAGCCUCCCGGCCAUUGCGAGAAGGAGGGCGGCCACGAUCCGGCGCACGGGCCUCUCGCGGGCCUCGCUGGGAAUCCGGGGACUCGGGUUUCGGACCGUCAGAGCCGCCCCGCCCCGCCCGGGCCGCCUCUGCCCCCAGAAGGGAGAUUCCGGACGGGGCCCCCCUCCUUAAAGAAGGUCCCUUGUGGAGGGAAAGGAUUUGCUGUAAGAGUAUGACUAGCAGACACCAUCAAUGCCGCUCGCCUCUUCCCUCCCCCCUGCCCAGAUGUGCCAGGGUUGGAGCGCCUCCCCCGAGUUGCCCGUCCCCGGCUGAAGUUUCCCGGCCAGCCUCGCCGCCUCUGGCCUCCUCCCGGGAGACCUGGCAAGGCCCAGAGGGGCGGCCCCCAUCCGCACCCGGGGCAGGACCCUUCCUCCGCUCCGGCCGCCCGCUGGACUCGAACCGCCUCUGGCUCUGGGCGAGGGGGACGUCCUCCUUCCCCGCUGGAUUCUUCUGCCAACCGGGAAGCCGGCAGUUCCCACACAGAAAAAUGCCAGGAAUUACUUGCUGGUUUUUUUUUUAAAGACUCGCUCUGAUUUAUUGCCAUCAUUUUCUUCUUCUUCUUCUUCUUCUCUCUCUGUUUUUUUUUUGCUAGAAGAAUUUGAGCUCCCUCCCUGGCUUGGAAGACUUUUGUGUCGACUCUCUGGUUGGCGGGGAGGAAAAAUUUGCCUCGCCUGCCCCUGCCUCCUUGCCAUUUGCCCCGGGAAGAAAUGCCCCUUCUCUCUGGACUGCAGGAAAGUCGGUGGUUCCCUCACUUGGUGCUUUCCCUGGCCCCUCCUCUGACUUUCCGCCCUCCAUUUCUCUGUUCCUGCCUGGGUCGUCCUCCCACCCAACUUCCAGGUGCGGCUGCCCCCUCCCCUCCCCGCCCUCCCCUCCCCCGCCCCCUCCCGCUGGGCUGGCCAUGUGGUCCUCCGGCCUCCAGGGUUCCCUGCCUUGACCCUCUCUGGCUGGCCCACCCCUCUGGGAGCAGCAGUGGCGUAGGAGGUUAAGAGCUCCUGUAUCUAAUCUGGCGGAACCAGGUUUGAUUCCCCGCUCUGCCGCCUGAGCUGUGGAGGCUUCUCUGGGGAAUUCAGAUUAGC